Messenger RNA from Danio aesculapii, 4942 nucleotides. It is a transcript of the gene ppp1r18, whose product is annotated as protein phosphatase 1, regulatory subunit 18. Lineage: Eukaryota; Metazoa; Chordata; Actinopteri; Cypriniformes; Danionidae. The record is from RefSeq and is a predicted model, not a curated record. The transcript is spliced from 4 exons. Bases 1 to 4269 code for a protein of 1422 amino acids. Gene Ontology annotation, molecular function: phosphatase binding.
AUGUCUCUGUCGGCUCUACCAGAAUGGAAGCAGAUGCUCUUGGAGCGAAAGAGAAAAGAGGAGGAGGAGAGAGAAAGAAGAGAACGUGAGGAAGAAGAGAGGCUGGCCAGCAUGCCGGCCUGGAAAAGAGAGAUCAUACAGAGAAGAAAAGAAAAAGAGAGAGAGAGAGACAUACAGCGUAUUCCUGAUGUGUUGGCCAGCACUGAGGACAUCAUUACAGAACAUCUCCCGAAGGUUAAAAAACAGAUAUCCAAAGAAACCAUCCAACAGAACCCGUUCAUCCGCUCUGAAAACAGCUUUAGGAGGGAUAAAAGGGUAAUUGGAGAGAAUGCAGGUAAAAAGGCUGGUAAUAAAUCUGGGAGGGAUCAUAAUAAGGAAACAGAGGUCUGGAGAGGACAAGAUAGAGAGAGUAAAAAUGAAGGAAGAGAGCGAGAAAGAAGCGCCGGGAGAGAAAGCAAGGAGUCGGCUCCAUUCUCUCCGGUUGUGGGUCUGAGAACAAUCCAGGCCAAUAAUAUUAUUAUUAUCGAGAAAGAUAAAAGCGGGAGGGAGAAGGUGGAGAAGGAGGUGGAGGAGGACGAGAAAAGGAUGAGGAUGGAUUUGAGGGAGUUUCUGGCAGGAGGUGGGAGUGUGACGGAGAUUAGAGCUUCGGAAGUGCUGAUCAUCAAACCUCCUGUGACGGAGGGGAAAAGAGAUGGAGAGAGUGGAGGAAAGAUGGAGAGAGGGAGAGGUGAAGAAAGGAUAGAGAGAGGGAGAGGUGAAGAGAUAGGGAUGAGUGAAGAACGAAGGAGAGGUGAAGAAAGUUUAGAGAAAGGGAGAGGUGAAAAGCGAGGGAUAAGUGAAGAGAGAUGGAGAGGUAAAGAGGGAGGGAGAGGUGAAGAGAUAGGGAUAAGUGAAGAACGAAGGAGAGGUGAAGAAAGUUUAGAGAAAGGGAGAGGUGAAAAGCGAGAGAUUAAUGAAGAGGGAUGGAGAGGUAAGGAAAGGGGGAGGGGUGAAGAGUGGAUUAAGAGAGGGAGAGGUGAAGAACAAGGGAGAAGUGAAGAACGAAGGAAAGGUGAAGAAAGUUUAGAGAAAGUGAGAGGUGAAAAACGAGGAAUAAGUGAAGAGAGAUUGAAAGGUCAAGAAAGAUGGAGAGGGGAAGAACAAGGGAUAAGCAAAGAGCGAAAAAGAGGUGAAGAGUGGAUAGAGAAAGGGAGAGGUGAAGAUAGAGGGAUAAGUGAUGAGCUAAAGAGAAGUGAAGAACAAGGGAUAAGUGAACAGCAAAGAAGUAAAGAGCGAGGCAUAAUUGAAAAACGAAGAAGAAGUGAAGAGCAAGGGAUAAGAGAAGAGCAACAGAGAGGUAAAGAGCAGGGGAUAAGGGAAGAUCAAAGAAGAAGUAAAGAACGAGGGAUAAGUGAAGAGCGAAGAAAAGAUAAAGAGCGAGGAAUAAGUGAGGAACGAGGGAUAAGUGAAGAUCGAAGAAGACAUAAUGAGCGAGGCAUAAGUAAAGAACGAGGGGUAAGUCAAGAACGAAGUAGGGAUCAAGAGCGAGGAACAAGUGUAGAGCGAGGGAGACAUGAAGACUGGAUAGAAAAAGGGAGAGAACAAGGGAUAAGUAAAGAACGAGGGAUAAGUGAGAAGCCUUCAGAGAAAGAGGGAAUAUGGAGCUCUAUGCAGAGAGUGCUUGGCCACAGAGCUCCGGGCUGCAGUGGACAGGUCAGUGUGCCUGCACGGGUCAGUGGGCGGGUCAGUCAGUUACUCAGUAAAUUUGGGGAAAACCCCAAACCUCCACUGAGAUCCAAGAGCACAGAAUCCCUCAACCAGCCAGACAAGACCAGGGUCAGAUACAGUACAGGAGACCUUUCAGCGCAGGACGUCCCAAACCUGGAGGAGCCAGAAAACAGUUCAGCACUCAGAGGAGUCCCGAAGAGAUCCUUCAGCUUCUCAGACCGCGUGAUUCGACAACAGGAGAACCGAGAUUUUAAGGUUGUGGAGAGAACAUACUCUGACCGCAGAGUCAAAACUCAGGACCAAUCAGAGAGACAAUCAAGGAGAUAUAAAGAUGAUGAGGAAAACAGGCAAACAGAAAAUAGGGAUGUUUGUGGAAAGACAGAAGAUGAAGAGGAAGGCUUCACUGUGGCCUCCAUCGUCAAAAAUCCAGAGGAGGUCGCAUUUGCAAGACGAAUUCCUAACAAACAUGAAGAGAGAGAUUGCGGAGAGAACAGAGAAGAGAAUGAGGCUAAAAUAGAUAAAGAGAUGCAUAGAGAUAAAAGGCAGGAGGAAAAACUGAGUCUCACAGAAUUCCAGAAUGAUUCCGAAAGAAGACUGUAUCAGGACCAAGCAACACUUCCAGAUUCAAGACAAUCCCACGGUAUCUACAUCCCACCCUCAGAUGACAGUACAACAGAUAUCUCUGCAGACAUUCAGUGCCAAUGUAGUGUCAACACUGCAAACACUAGUUGUCCAGCUACAACCUAUUCCGGACAACAACAAGCAGUCCUUACUCAGCACACAGAAGAUCUGUUGUGCAAAUUAGGCAAAAUCCAAUCAGACAUAGAGUUUAAAAGUCCAACGCAUGCAUGUUCCUCUGGGGACUCAGAAAUGAUCUCUGAUGAACUGAGUUUCCAAGAGCAUCAAGACUAUGAAAACUUUCCAAAGCAAGAGUCAUGUUAUCCCACACAACUCCCAACCACACUAUCCCAGAGCAAACUCUGCACGCAAGAAGGCAUCACAAUUCCCAGAACAGUGUUUUAUGGAGUUGACAUAUCAGCGAAAAUAAGAAGAUCAAGUCUGCCUGCUAGACAAGAGGGUGGACAAACAGAAAGGAGAGGAAGCUGGAAAACAGGUCGACCUUUGACCCGAGUGGAGUCUCUGAAAGAAAAAAUUCGCCAGCAGGAAAAGGAAACACAGAGAAGUAGACAUGAUGGAACUGAAGCAACUACAAGCGAGCUGGAAGAAACCACAGUGCAGACUCUCAGACCGCUUGACGUCACACAGGAAGUUAGCAUGGCAAAGUCAAGCCCUCAACUUCCUGUUCCUGAUUCUCUAUCGCUCUUGCAGUCACCAGAAAGAGAAGUAGUUGAGAUCACAUCCAAAAGUGAUAUCUGCGGAACCAAGAAAAGAGCUUGCAAUGCUCCCAGAACACAGGACUUUGACGGAGAAGACGACAGAAUUGAAAGAGAGGAAGAGUUGUUAGAGGAAGAGUAUUUUCCUCCUUCUCUUUCUCCCUCUCCUACUCUUUCAGAGUCUUUGGACACCAUGAGUCGGAUUUAUAACCUUAAGACUGUGGGGUCUAGAACAACAGUGUGUAUCGGCGAAAGAACAGCUGAUGUGUCUCCACAUGGUGGACUUCAAGGUAAAUACAACCCUAUAAGACAAGCACCCUCUCCGGAUGUCCUUCCAGAAAAGGCCAAAGUGUGGAAUCAUGGGAAAUCUGAGACCGUGGAGUCGACAGGUGUUCAGAUGGUUCAGCAUCAGGUGGAGAGACUACAGCUACAGAGGGAACCGGAAGAAGCAUGUGGUUUCCCCAAAGACAGAAAAUCAAGUCGCACCAUUGUAGAACCGGAGGUGAAAAUCGCAGAAGGUCAGAAGAGGCCUGAUAUCUUAAGAGAGACUCAGAUUUCCACUCCCAGAUUUCAACCCCAACAAAAGGUCAGAUCAUUCACGAUCAAUGCCCAGAACUCUGCGAAACCUCCAGAACAAAUCUCUCCAUCAUCGUCAGCGGGAUCGCCCUCCUCGUCAACUCCGUCUCCUCCUCUGUUCUCCAUUAGAAGCGCUUCAGGCGGGCCGAGUAAGAGAGGAACGACCAUCACUAUAACCCCACGGAGACCUGCUGGAUCAUCCUCGCCUGGGAGUGCACCGACAGUGACCUCCCCCACAGCACCCAAAACAGCCCCCCAGACCCAAACACCCACACCUGCCCCCAUCAGCACCCGGGAGACAGGGAAAAAGAGGUAUCCCACCGCAGAGGAGAUCCAGGUGAUCGGAGGAUAUCAGAAUCUGGAGCGCUCCUGCUUGGUGAAGAGUAGAGGGACACCCAAAUCGGUGAAGGUGUGUUUCGAUGAGGCUGAGCUGGAGAGAGUGUGUGAAUAUCCCUCCGAGGAUUGUGUUCUGGCCUCUCUUCCAUGUUUUCCUCAGUCUGGACCAGAGGACGGAGAUCGAGACGAACAGGAGGAGGAUGAUGAAGAUGAGGAAAGCAGCGGCACGCUCACAAAUCCAUCAGACAUCAAUGUGUGCACAGGCAGGACUCGAUUCCUGAAAGUUGAUGAAUCCUGCAAACGGCUCUCUAAAUGACAAACCAUGGCAUUCUUUAGAUUAAAUUUUUUACGUUUCAAGAAGGUUUAGGUGAUGUUAAACUUUUAAUAAACUGGUUUUAAAUUUUUUAUGUAGCUUUUCAUGUCUUGUCGGAGAAUCAAAACGAGCACAAUGUUUGAUAUUUCUGAAGUUAUUGCUUUAUGUUCAGCGAAGCAGAAAAUAAACUGUUAUUUUACACGCUGUGUAGUAUCUGGAAAUGAGAUCCGCUUUGGUAUGAUGGUUUGCACAAUUUAUUGAGUUUUGCAAUUAAAACAUUUCUGAUCUUUGUUUAUUAAAAAAAAAAACUGGAAUAGAUUUUUUCAUUUAUUGUAUUUUUCUGCACCACAUUUAGGAAGAUUUAUUUUUAUUUAUAAAUGAAAAUUCUCUAAUUGAUUCAUGUUUAGAGUAACUCUCGUAGCAUGUUUAAAUAUGAUGAUGAUCAAUAAACAAUAGAUUAUACAUUAUAUUGAUAUAUAUGACAGUUUUUAUCACCAGAUUGUAAAAUAAAUAUAAUUAUAGAGUUUAUGUGAGAGUGUCUAUAUGGAUAUGCAAUGGGUUAUAUUUGGAUUUUUAUAAUGCGAUCAAAUGAAAGUCCAUUUUUGUACAUUGUACUUGAUUUUGUCUAUUUUACCUUUUCAACGAAAUGAAGAAGCACUUUUAAAAUGACAAUAAA